Molecule: messenger RNA, 2076 nt
Organism: Arachis duranensis
Lineage: Eukaryota; Viridiplantae; Streptophyta; Magnoliopsida; Fabales; Fabaceae
Product: small RNA degrading nuclease 1
Exons: 13
Coding region: 309-1829 (506 amino acids)
Cellular component (GO): nucleus
Molecular function (GO): nucleic acid binding; exonuclease activity
Source: RefSeq, a predicted model, not a curated record
GUACCACUGGUUAUUAGGCUGUUAGGGCACCCCUUAGUUCAUAAUUCGUCCCAGACAUCCCGCCUUCCACUUCUUGGUGGCUCUGUCGCUCUGUGCUGCCCCUCACUCUGCUCUCGCCACUCGCUGCGAGUCGUUGUCACUGCUGCUGUCAUCGUCGCCUCGUCUGUGCUCGUAUCAGUCGCCGUCGCCCUAUCAGCUUCGUACCGUUCUGGUUGCACCUUCUCCGUGUUCGGCGCCGCCUCGGCCGCCACCAUCACCGGCAACUGUCUCUUCCUUCCACUGUUUCUUAUCUAAACUAGCUAGCUAACAUGGACGAAAAGUUUGACACCGCUGACAAAAAGGUGCUGGUUGAUAUUGUAAAAUUGGCACAAAAGAGAGGACUGAAAGGCGAAUUCGGAGAAUGGAAAGAAUUUUUGAACAGUCAUGAUAAAAAGUUUGGGGCAGGUGUCAGUGACCCAUCGAAGAGGUCCCAUGAGAUAUUGGCUGCAUUUCUGAAAACAUUUUCAAAUGAGGAUGAUUUGAAGUUUUUUGACAACAUAUUGCGCCAUCAUUCAAAUCAGUAUUUACUGGACCAAUUGAAAGACAAUUCACAUGAUUCUCCCUAUCAGAGUCUAGUCCAACUAACUCUUCAGCACCCCUUGUAUCCAUUGGAUUAUUCAUUUCCAUCAAUUGAUGAGGGAUGGAUAAUUUUAAACCUUAGGAAAAAAAAGAUAAUGAAGUCAACUGAAAUGUUUGCUGUUGAUUGUGAAAUGGUUCUCUGUGAAGAUGGGACUGAAGCAUUAGUAAAAGUAUGUGUGGUAGACCAUAAUUUAGAGGUCAAGCUAAAUGAACUUGUGAAACCGGAGAAAGAAAUUGUAGACUAUAGAACAGAGAUUACUGGUGUUUCUUCUCAAGAUCUAGUGGCAGUCACAUGCUCCUUAUCUGAUAUACAGAAAUCCAUGAAGAAAUUGUUAGCAAAUGGAGCCAUAUUAGUGGGACACAGUUUGCAUAAUGAUCUCCGUGUGCUGAAGGUAUAUCAUGUUAGAGUGGUUGAUACUGCAUAUAUCUUCCAAUCCUCAGAUGGAUCACUUCACAGGAGACCUUCUUUAAAUAAUUUGUGCAAGACUGUGUUAGGUUAUGAAGUUCGAAAAGAUGGAGCUCCACAUAAUUGUCUAGAUGAUGCACGUGCAGCAAUGGAACUUUUUCUUGCAAGGAUCAAGCAUGGUGUUGAUAAAGAUUUUCCGGUUCAACUUCAAGAGCCAGUUUCUGAAAGUGAGAUGGCAAAGCUGCUGCUUCAUAAGAUACCAACUACUGUAAACAGCGAAACACUGGAUAAAGUUCUUCCUGGAGACUACACAAUAGAAGUGAAGCCUUCCAAGAAAGCAGGACAAGGAAAUAAAUACUCUGCCUUUGCUAUAUUUAAGAAUCCACUGGAAGCACACGAUGCCUAUGAAAGUAUCCAAGGCACUGAAUUAAAGGAUUCAAAUGGGAUUCCGCAGAAGCUUGUCAAAUUUCAGCUAGAUACAGGUAUGACUGCAAGUAUUUUUGUUCGGAAGAUGAUGACACGUGAGCCUCGUGACUCUGUUGCGCUGAAGAGAGGUUUACAAACGGACGAUGAAGUUCAUGUUUCCAAGAAAUCAAAGUGUGACAAUGACGCCCAGUUGAAGGAGAUUGAAGCACUGAAUGAACGAUUGAAGGAAAGCGAGUCAGAGAUUGAAUCUUUGAGGGAACAGCUGAAACAGAAGGAUCUUGACAUCGGGUCUUUGAGGGUAGAAUUGAGUAAGAAGGAUUAUGAAAUCAAUAUGCUCAAUAAAAUGGUAGCCUCCAUAAAAAAGAGGGCAAGAAAGUAAAUAUUGUUGGGAAUGCCAUUGCAAUGGUGUUGAAUUGUUUAAUCAAUGAAAUCAUACAUUUAGCUGAUACUUGCAUAUAUUUUCUAGUAACUUCUCAGUUUAAGUUCCAAAACUUAUUCUGUUAUGUCAAUUCAAAUUUUAGUUUUGAAUUGAAAUUUUGCCUCGUAGUUGAGUCGAUAGAAUGAUUAAUCUAACAUCGAAUGUUCUUGCUCAAUACCAUUCAUCAUUGGUAUAUGUUUGACUACAA